Linnemannia hyalina is the source of this 1176-nucleotide messenger RNA. Lineage: Eukaryota; Fungi; Mortierellomycota; Mortierellomycetes; Mortierellales; Mortierellaceae. The record is from the annotation of a GenBank genome assembly.
AUGUCAACAACACCACAGACCUCGACCAAGACCCGCAAGACGCUCGGCAACCUUCUACAUCUGAAGCAGCAGGACCGUAUCGGCUGGAUCGGAUUAGGCCAGAUGGGAUACUACAUGGCUAGAAAUCUCCAGGGCUACCUGUCGUCUCGAUCCUUGACCAUGAAUGUCUGGAACCGCUCGCCUGCCAAAUCCGCCAAGAUGCACAACUACGGCGCGCGUGAAAGCAAAACCAUCGAAGACCUUGUCGCUAACAGUAACAUCAUUUUCACAUCCCUCGCGAACGAUGCGGCGGUCGAAGACAUCUACGAGAUCCUGAUCGACCUGGCAGGUCAGGUUGACCACUCGAUCAUCUUUGUCGAGACUUCGACCAUCUACCCCACCCUGGCGACCAAGCUCAAGGAACGACUCGCCGUGACGCCUCAGCACACUUACCUCCAAUGCCCUGUCUUUGGCCGCCCCUUGGUUGCCAAGGCUGCCAAGCUGACCUGGGUCACCAGCGGUGACGAAAAGGCCAUCAAGAAGCUCUGUCUGUAUUUCACAACAAUGUCCAAGUCCAUCAUCCAUCUCAAGACCACCGAUGUCGCUCGUGCCUGUUCGUUCAAGCUUGUAGGCAACUUUUUCGUCGUCGGAACCAUGGAGCUGCUGGCCGAAGGUCUGACGUUGGCCGAGAAGGCUGAUGUCGAUCAAGAGCAUGUCCUCAAGUUCAUCGAGACCUUCUUCCCUACCCCAUCCUGGACUGAGUACAGCAAAAAGAUGACCCCGAGCAUCAGCGGUAGCAACAAGAAAAGUUCAUCAAAGGACAAGAGCACCAAGGACAAGGACAAUGAACCAGGAUUCUCGGUCGAGCUCGGACUAAAGGAUGUCGGCCACAUGCGUCAACUGGCCCUGGAAACGGGUGCUUCCCUUCCAACCGCCGACCUGGCCUACAACCAUCUGAUGGCGGUGAAGGAGCAAGGCAAGGGAGACCAGGAUUGGAGCACCAUGAUCGGUUCUUUGAGGAUCGCAACCCCUACCCCCUCUGCAAGGACAUCCUCGGAAAUCUCGACAAGUUCCAAGGAGGACGAGAAAAGUGGAUUUGCACGCAAGAGUGAGGAGGAGAACGAUGAUGAUGUUGAUAGUAAGGUCGAUGCGAGGAGCGAAAAAACUGCCCGCCCUCCUGCGUAUGAAUCCAACUGA